GAGGGCCGAAAGCCGGAAGACGGAGACGCGGCGUUCGGGAUGGUGUGACUUGGGCCAAACGGUGAAAUAUCACGGUAGAUGUUGCAAUUCAGAUGGGGCCGAAUCAGUUAGCUGAAUGGUUUAGCUGAAUUAGUUAGCUUCGGAUUCGUUGGAGGUAUCCAUAUUCGAUUCAUCAUACUGGCUGGUCCAGAUGAGGCUUAUUGAACAUUGCUGAGUGAUCAGAUCCAUCUGAUAAUCUUCUGCUGUUUCUUCACCUCUCAUUUAAGUUGCCUCUUCCAUCCACAAGUACCUACAACAUCUACUUCCGUGCAAACUCUCUCUCCUCUUAAUUACCCCUUUCACCAUCUGUUAGAGCACUCAAUUGCCGUCCUACUCCCCUGAUUCUCCCAUUUCCAUCCAUUGUGGAAUCAAUCCUCUAUCCAACCCCUAGGAAUCCCUUCAACACCUAAUCCUUCUCCAACUACGCUUUUCGCCAUGGCAUCCUCCGGAAAAGCCUUCGUCCAGAAGCCCGCCCCUCACUUCGCGGGCACCGCCGUGGUGGACGGAACUUUUGAAGAGAUCAGCCUGACCACCUACACGUCCACGAAGCAAUGGCUCGUCCUGGCGUUUGUCCCGAUGGCCUGGACUUUUGUUUGCCCGACCGAGAUCAUCGCAUACAGCGACAACAUGCCCCAAUUCCAAGCCCGAAACACAUCCGUGGUCUUCGCUAGCACCGAUAGCGAAUAUAGUCUCCUGGCCUGGAACAACGCCACCAAAAAGGACGGUGGUCUUGGAAACGUCAACCUUCCGUUGCUGAGUGACAAGAACCACAAGCUGUCAAGGGACUACGGUGUGCUCCUCGAAGAGGAGGGCAUUGCGCUGCGAGGCCUCUUCCUCAUCGACCCCAAUGGAGUCAUUCGACAGAUCACGAUCAACGAUCUCCCCGUUGGCCGCUCUGUCGACGAGACCCUCCGACUCAUCGACGCUUUCCAAUUCGCCGAGAAAUAUGGAGAGGUCUGUCCCGCAAACUGGAACCCGGGUUCCGAGGGCAUCAAGGCCGAUUCCAAGGGCAACCAGGCCUAUCUGGACAAGGUGUAUGGUGAUGUGCAAAUGACGACCGGCGCGAGCAACGGUGUCGCAUCGAAGACCACCAAGUCGGCCCACGCCAAUGGAAGUUCGGUGGUUUAAAGCACGCUCGAAUUUCAACUCCAGGAGAAGUUGGGGACUGCUUCAAAACGCGCUCAAGAUUUCGGUGCAAGGUGUGGUAGAUAAUAGAUCGCAUGAUCCAUGAGAAACUCGGUCUGAGGAUUACGGUUGGCUAGUCCUUGCAUCCUAUGGAGUCAGAGAGCACCAUCAGUACCUGAUGUCGCAGGAUAUGGAUAUCCCAGGCGUUGGGGACUGAAGGCGGAUGCCUCGACUUCAAGAGCAAGAAGGACUGCUGUCAGGGCAAGCUUCAGUCAAGGCGUCACGUGACUCGAUCGUCGGAAUAUUUCUCUAGUUUCGUUCUUCGUCUGUAGAAAACUGUACCAAUGGAAUAAUAAUAUUGUCUCUUUUUAGCA
Eremomyces bilateralis CBS 781.70 is the source of this 1538-nucleotide messenger RNA. Its product is annotated as thioredoxin-like protein. The record is from RefSeq and is a predicted model, not a curated record. The transcript is spliced from 3 exons. NCBI's taxonomy places the organism in Eukaryota, Fungi, Ascomycota, Dothideomycetes, Eremomycetales, Eremomycetaceae. Gene Ontology annotation, cellular component: cytosol. The coding region runs from base 475 to 1167 and encodes 230 amino acids. Gene Ontology annotation, biological process: hydrogen peroxide catabolic process; cell redox homeostasis; cellular response to stress. Gene Ontology annotation, molecular function: thioredoxin peroxidase activity.